CGUGGGCCGAUGAGGUACAAUGAAUCCCCUAAGGCCCCCAUAAUCAACGCCCUGACCGGGUAUGCUCCAUCAGUCCAAUGAUCGGCAGCCGGGACAAAUUCGUCCUCUACAUACUCUGCAUCCGAUGAUCCACAUCUACAGAUCGGGAUACUAUUCUCAGGAUGAACCAAUUUGCCGUCAGCACUCCUUUGAGUGUCUCCGAGGCCGGCAAUAAAAGAUCUAGAAGAGCCGGUGCAAAAUGGACUCGCUCGGGUUGUUUGACCUGCAAGAAACGCCGCAAACGAUGUGACGAAGCAAAGCCCAGCUGCCGCAAUUGUGUGCGAUUGGGAUUCACCUGCGAAGGCUACGGUUCAAUGUGGGCGGAACCCCUCGACCCAUCGGCACAGGUUUUUCAGUCGACCAUGGCACCAAAGCGGCGCAGGCUCAGUGCAUCGUCGCUGUCGGUCUGCUCCCCAAUAUCCCAGGAGUCUCCAAGAUCUGCCCCGUCAGUCUCUCGUGCAUCAUCUUGCGUCUCUUCUGCGUUGAACUCGGGCUCCAGUGAGGCUCAUUCGCCGGUUACUAGAAUCGGUGGUUUCAACGAGACUGAAGACGCUACUUCCGAUCCUGUACAUGUCAAAGAUCUUUGCGUAGCCUCUCCAAAGCCCCGUGGUCACAUCAGUCAUCUGUCGACCCUUGAAACGCAUUACCUCCAAUAUCACAUGGAGCAAGGUUCAAAAUUACUGGCAAAUCUAGAAAGUGAUGAAAAUCCGCUGCGAUCACUGAUCAUUCCCCGGGCAUUUUCAUCCCCGCUCCUAAUGAAAGCACUAUGCGCCGUUUCUGCAGUCCAUCUUGCAAAUCGCUCUCAAAACAGCCUGGAUGCUCAGGCGGCCGCGGCCAAUUACUACAUCCGCACCAUGACCGGACUACGCUCUGCACUGACCCAACUCCCUCACAAGACAUUUCCGGAUGAGUCGAUUCUAGCGGUGGCUUUGCUCUGCAAGUACGAGAUAGUGCGUGGAAGCGUGAACCAGUGGGCAGUGCAUCUGGAUGCCUUGGAGAAGCUAGUUAUCUCCCGCGGCGGGUUUGCCUCUUUUGACAAGGAGACGGCAGAAUUUAUCUGGGGACUUUUCUUGUACGCGCACAGUGUCGCCAAAAUCACCAAUCGCCGGCAACUCACUCCCAUCCCUGGGGCGGAGAAUCUCAGUCUCACCAAGCUAGAUAGUUACAUUGGAUACACCGAAGAGAUAAUCAAGAUUUGUGCGCGUAUCGCGGACUUGCCUCUUCUUGGUCAUGAUCCGAUUGCGUUGGGAUUGGAGAUCCACACAAUUGAUAUGUCCCUCCGCGAUUGGACACAUACCGCAACGCACUACACAGUUCCUCGAGGAACAACGGAGGCUACCCUACUUCGUCUUCGCAUGGUGGCCGAAUGUUUCCGUGACGCUGCAUACAUUUAUCUUCAUUCCAGUUUGAAUCGAAUGAGUCAGGAUCUUGCUACUCAAUGUCUCCCCUCAUCGUGGCCAGAUUUGAUUACCAUUUCAAAGUACGAAGCUCUUGAGCGUUGCUUAGAGCGAAUUAAAUCCUUUCCACUUGAUCAACACUGCGAAUAUUCCGCUCUCACCUUUCCUCUUUUUAUCACUGGCUGCGAAAGUCAGGAGCCCGAGGCUAGAAAUCUCGUCAUCGAGUCACUUACGAAACUAGAAGUCAACUUUGGGAUUGGGAACGUCAAACGGGCCAAAGAGUUAUUAAAAAUCCUAUGGCACGGGGCGCAGAUGCACUGGUUGGAUGUGUUGGAACGGUUGAAAUGGGGGUUGAUACUAGCCUGAAGCAACAUCUCCGAGAGGAAGAGAUGGGCAAUCGGAAUGCUGCAAAGCAGUACACCCGGAUAUCAGGUUCAAUACUUUUGUUCCCACUGGUGUAUGUCUGUAUAUAUUACGUAUCACGAGUGGAUGAUGAUCAUCUUGUUGGCGUUAGGUUUCAUUCUUGGCAUGGAUAAAAAAAAAAAAACCAUAAAUAUAUAUAU
Messenger RNA from Aspergillus steynii IBT 23096, 1999 nucleotides. RefSeq names its product Zn(II)2Cys6 transcription factor. Gene Ontology annotation, biological process: positive regulation of transcription by RNA polymerase II. Gene Ontology annotation, cellular component: nucleus. The record is from RefSeq and is a predicted model, not a curated record. The transcript is spliced from 4 exons. Lineage: Eukaryota; Fungi; Ascomycota; Eurotiomycetes; Eurotiales; Aspergillaceae. Gene Ontology annotation, molecular function: DNA-binding transcription factor activity, RNA polymerase II-specific; transcription cis-regulatory region binding; zinc ion binding. The coding region runs from base 162 to 1802 and encodes 546 amino acids.